Globicephala melas (long-finned pilot whale) is the source of this 8564-nucleotide messenger RNA. It is a transcript of the gene NCKAP1L, whose product is annotated as NCK associated protein 1 like. Gene Ontology annotation, cellular component: SCAR complex. Lineage: Eukaryota; Metazoa; Chordata; Mammalia; Artiodactyla; Delphinidae. Gene Ontology annotation, biological process: cell migration; neuron projection morphogenesis; cell projection assembly. The record is from RefSeq and is a predicted model, not a curated record.
GGAGGGGAGCGCGGCUGCCUGGGUCCCAGUCACCAAAGCGGGUGGCUAGGGCAGUGGGGAAAGGAGCGUCAGUCCAGGCAGGCCCGAAGGUCGGAGGUCAGGACUGAGGUGAGGCUCCCUCACCUGGAGGAAGGUCUUGGCCCAGACGCGGAAAUGGAGUAGCAGACUUCGGCUCUCUUGCCGGUGCAGUGGCCCCAGCUCGCAGCGCAGCCGGAAACACUCGGCCUCCGGGCAUUUCUGGGAAGAAAGCGGAGGCUUGAAUGCGGCGUUCCGCCCUGCUGGUGGCUCUGAGGAUGCAAACAGAUACUCAACGCUUCGACCCAGACCUCAUUUCCAGGAGGACUUACCAGGAUCUGAGGCCCUGAGGAGGCAGGGCUCCGGCCUGGAGCAUCCCGUCUUUGCAGCCGGUGGUGCUGGGAACCCUCGGGAUCCAACUGGAAGAGGAAAGGGACCAUUAGCUGCCUCUCUCACCUCAUUACAGCCUCUAAGUCAGCCUGCCUCUGGGGUCCAGAGCAGCUUCGACCUGGUCUUCCACCCAUACAACUGACCACCUCCUGUGGCAAGGCACCGACCUCAGCACUGAAAUACCAAAACGGGAACUUAGCUCCCCAACUAGGGAUUGAACCCGUGCCGCCUGCAGUGGAAGCGUGGAGUCCUAAUCACCGGACCACCAGGUAGCUGUCAUCGUAAAUGGAACUGGCCUGGCGAGUCUGCAGCUGCCCCCGAACUGGGUUGAUCAGGAUCUUAGUUUCGUGUCCGGGGAUGGAACCCAAGCACCCUGCACUGGAAACACGGAGUCUUGACCACUGGACCGCCAGGGAAGUCCUGUUUUUUGUUUAAUUAUCAUCCCUUGGGCUGAAUAGAGUGUGCUUCACAGCCUUUGGUUCAUAUUAAGACCCUAAAAAGAAAUGUGUUGAUGCAAGCAGAGCCCAAGCCUGCUUGUUGCAGGCUACUGUUUGUUUGUUUGUUUUAACAAAUUUAUUUAUUUAUUUUUGGCUGCAUUGGGUCUUAAUUGCUGCACGUGGGAUUUAGUUGCAUCAAGUGGGGGAUACUCUUCGUUGCAGUGCAUGGCCUUCGUCAUUGCGGUGGCUUCUCUUGUUGUGGAGCACGGGCUCUAGGCACGCGGGUUUCAGUAGUUGUGGCACGUGGGCUCUAGAGUACAGGCUCAGUAGUUGUGGCGCACAGGCUUCGUUACUGUGCGGCAUGUAGGAUCUUCCCAGACCAGGGCUCGAACCCAUGUCCCCUGCACUGGCAGGUGGAUUGUUAACCACUGCACCACCAGGGAAGCCCGGCUACUGGUUCUUAAUCUUGCCUGCACAUUAGAAUCAUCUGGGGAGCUUUUAAAACAUAUUGUGCCACGUUCCCCUCCCAGACCAAUUAAAGGGUUGGGCAUAGUUAUUUUUAAAAAUCUACCCACAUGAUCUAAUGUGCAGUCAGGGUUGAGAACCACUGACCUAGGCACUGUUUUGAACUUACAAAAGCUAUUCUUCACCUGGGUGGCCUAGAUGAUUCCUGUGAAGGAGGAGCAAGCUGUUAAAGUGCUUCUUGAAAGAUGAUUGCUAAGAAUGAAAGCUUCCUUACAAGCUUAGCACAAAGCAUUUUAGGAAAAGCUGCUGUUUUGGCGAAUCAGUUUCAGAUUGUUCAGAGUAUCUUAACGUAAUCUUUACGAAAUCCUAAACCUUAAACCUCUGGAUUUAUCACAACAUUAUUCAUGCAGAAUUAGUGGGGCCACUGUGACUUGAAAUGAAAUGUGAUUUUUCAGGCUUUAUUUAUUAUUCAUUUUUUUUGGCUGUGUUGGGUCUUCAUUGCUGCACGCGGGCUUUCUCUAAUUGCGGCGAGUGGUGGGCUGCUCUUUGUUGCAGUGCGAGGGCUUCUGAUUGCAGUGGCUUCUCUUGUUGCGGAGCACAGGCUCUAGGUGCAUGGGCUUUGGUAGUUAUGGCUCAUGGGCUCUAGGGCACAGGCUCAGUAGUUGUGGCUCGCGGGCUUAGUUGCUCCACGGCAUGUGGGAUCUUCCUGGACCAGGGCUCGAACCCGUGUCCCCUGCACUGGCAGGCGGAUUCUUAACCACUGUGCCACCAGGGAAGCCCGAUUUUUCGGGCUUUAAAUUGAGGUAAUCUGGUGAAAUUGUUGACACUUUCUGUGACCCAUCCGAACUUUUCAUUCAGAUACCUGAAGGUUGAAACUUCUGGGGAAGAAAGAGCUAAGAGCUUGAGAGGACGGGGAGUGGGUACCAAACCAGAAUCCAAAGUCAGGCUUCAGUGCAUUCAGUAAUGCUUUGUCAGGGUGACAGGAUCCUCAACUGAUAAAGUUGUUCCAUUUAGCACCAGUGAAUGAGCCCACUGACUUUCAAACAAACAAACAAAAGAACCAAACCUGUCUUUCAAUGGUGGAGAUAUUAAAAUAAAAAUGCAUCACACAUCUAUUCUUUCUAUUCUUAAAUGCUUUGUUCAUUCCUUUCCAACCCAGAAAGUUCCUGCUUUAUCUGAUAUCCCUGCUGAGCUUUCUUUCAGACUGAUUUUCCAGCCAGGUUGAAUGUAUUUGAAAAGGAAAAAAAAAAGAGAGAGACCAAGGCAUUUACACAGGGUCAUUCUAAGAGCUAGUUGGGAUUAAUUCCCUAAACUGAAUCUGAUCUUUGCUGGUUCUAUCUCUGGAUAUGCUUGCAUUUAUCCCUAAAUUAUAAAUUAUAUUUUUAGAGUUAUUAGUUAAAAAUAAAGACUGAACUAAUGAGUAAAGAGACAUCUGUAUGCUAAUGACUGGAAAAAAAACCCCCAACUUUGUUAGAAGAUGAGUUUUCUCAGUUUUUAGGACUGAAGGAAUCCCAGUAGUCUUUCAGAUUCUUUAGAGAUUUUCAGUGUUUCAGAAAGCCUGAUAAAACUUAAACUUUUGCCCAUCAGAAGACUAAAACAUUAAAUUUCUUUGUUUUUGGCUUAAAUUUUAUCAACUAAGUCCUGGUUCCCUCAUCUAAUUAUGAUUUCUGAUUGGUUGUUAAGUGUAUAAUUUAAAAUAGGAAAAUUAUUCAAUAAAUGAAUUGCAAAAUAUUUCAAAAAGAGAUCUAUGGGGGAACAUAAUAGAUGUUCUUAUUGGUGAGGUUAGAUUGGGAAGUAUUGCUGUAGAGGAGGGUGAGAAGUUGGGGCUGGUUACAAUUUUUCAGGCAAAGUAGCAGGGAGAGGUGUUUCCACCAGGGAGCCACUGAAAAUAAAUUUAUGUUUAAAAAAGGGUCAUUAAUGGGAGUUUGCCAAGAAUAGCCAGCAACCCCCUCCACAAACACAGGAUGAUACAGGAUAAAUGAAAAACCAGUAGUGGGGCCUCCCUGGUGGUGCAGUGGUUGAGAGUACGCCUGCCGAUGCAGGGGACACGGGUUCGUGCCCUGGUCCGGGAGGAUCCCGCAUGCCGCGGAGCGGCUGGGCCCGUGAGCCGUGGCCGCUGAGCCUGCGCGUCUGGAGCCUGUGCUCCGCAACGGGAGAGGCCACAACAGUGAGAGGCCCGCGUACCGCAAAAAAAAACCGGAAAAAACAAAAACAAAACAGUAGUAACUUCUUAAUUUUUGUCUUUAAAUUCAUUCUGUGUCCUAAUAUGUAAAUAUUAUAUAGCUGUGUAAUCCACAUUGCCUGUAAUAGUUGCCAGUGUACUCGAGCAAUCUGUUCUCUGUGUUUUUCCUUGACUUCUAGGUAAUUUCUUUCCCUGGGACUCAGCAAUAAAUAGCCCCUCAUGCCCUUACUGGUGCUGGCAUCUAAGACGUAAAUUCACUUAAACUGCGUGUCAUACCAGUUGUUCUCAGAGUGUGAUCUCCAGACCAGCAGCAUCAGCGUCACUUGGUAACAUGAGAAAAAUGCAGAUUCUUGGGCCUUACUACUGAAGCAGAAACUCAGGGCUGCUUGGAAAGCCUGAACAAAAAUGCCCAUAAAGUAUGGACCAACAAAAGGAUAAAAGAUGCGGAACCAAUGAGAUACGUUUUGACUUGUUCAGACCCCAAAUCCAAGCCCCCUUUCUUACUGGAAAAGUCCAUGGAAUCAUCUCUCAAGUACAUCAACAAGAAAUUUCCCAACAUAGAUGUCCGAAACAGCACGCAACAUUUAGGACCAGUACAUCGGGAAAAAUCUGAGAUAAUUAGAUUCCUCACCAACUACUACCAGUCAUUUGUGGACGUUAUGGAAUUUCGGGAUCAUGUAUAUGAACUUCUCAACACGAUUGAUGCCUGCCAGUGCCAUUUUGAUAUUAAUCUCAACUUUGACUUCACUCGGAGUUACCUGGACUUGAUAGUGACCUAUACCUCAGUUAUUUUACUUCUGUCACGGAUUGAGGAUCGACGGGUGCUCAUUGGCGUGUACAACUGUGCCCAUGAGAUGCUGCAUGGACAUAGUGACCCCAGUUUUGCCCGUCUUGGUCAGAUGGUCUUGGAGUAUGACCACCCUCUGAAGAAGCUGACAGAGGAGUUUGGGCCUCACACAAAGGCUGUGAGUGGAGCCCUGCUUUCUUUGCACUUUCUGUUUGUCCGAAGGAACCAGGGGGCUGAGCAGUGGCGUAGUGCCCAGCUUCUAAGUCUCAUCAGCACCCCUGCAGCCAUGAUUAACCCUGCUAAUUCAGACACAAUGGCCUGUGAGUACCUGUCUGUGGAAGUGAUGGAGCGCUGGAUUGUCAUUGGGUUUCUUCUUUGUCACGGGUGCCUCAACUCCAAUAGCCAGUGCCAGAAGCUGUGGAAGCUGUGUCUGCAGGGUUCCCUGUACAUCACCCUCAUACGGGAGGAUGUGCUACAAGUGCACAAGGUCACCGAGGAUCUGUUUAGCAGUUUGAAAGGGUACGGCAAGCGAGUGGCAGACGUAAAGGAAAGCAAGGAACAUGCAAUUGCAAACAGUGGCCAGUUUCACUCUCAAAGGCGUCAAUUUCUGCGGAUGGCUGUGAAGGAGCUGGAGACUGUGUUAACCGAUGAACCAGGACUACUGGGUCCCAAGGCCCUUUUUGCUUUCAUGGCCCUGUCCUUCAUUCGUGAUGAGGUCACUUGGCUGGUUCGCCACACAGAAAAUGUCACCAAGACGAAGACACCUGAGGACUAUGCUGACUCGAGCAUUGCAGAACUGCUUUUCUUGUUGGAGGAGAUUAGGGCUCUGGUCCGAAGACACGUCAAGGUGAUAGAGCAAUACCACCUUCAGUACCUGGCCAGAUUUGAUGCUCUUGUGCUCAGUGACAUCAUUCAAAACCUGUCUGUGUGUCCUGAGGAGGAGUCCAUCAUAAUGUCCUCAUUCGUCAAUACUCUCUCCUCUCUGAAUCUCAAGCAAGUUGAUAAUGGAGAAAAAUUUGAAUUUUCUGGAUUGAGGCUGGACUGGUUCCGUCUACAGGCGUAUACCAGUGUGGCUAAGGCUCCCCUGCACCUGCACGAGAACCCUGACUUAGCCAAGGUGAUGAACCUCAUUGUCUUUCACUCUCAAAUGCUGGACUCAAUAGAGAAUAUGCUGGUGGAAACUUCUGAUUUAUCUACUUUCUGCUUUCAUCUUCGUACAUUUGAGAAGAUGUUUGCUAUGACCCUGGAGGAACCUGCCAUGUUGCGUUAUGCCAUCGCUUUUCCCCUGAUUUGUGCUCACUUUGUCCACUGCACUCAUGAGAUGUGCCCAGAGGAGUACCCCCACCUGAAGAACCAUGGCCUUCAUCACUGCAACUCCUUCCUGGAAGAGUUGGCCAAGCAGACCAGCAACUGUGUCCUGGAGGUCUGUGCUGAACAGCGAAACCUGAGUGAGCAGCUUCUACCUAAGCACUGUGCCACUACCAUCAGCAAGGCCAAAAACAAGAAAACCAUGAAGCAGAGGCAGACUCCGAGAAAAGGAGAGCCUGAGAGGGACAAACCAGGAGCUGAGAGUCACCGGAAGAACCGCAGCAUUGUCACCAACAUGGACAAGCUACACCUAAACUUGACAGAAUUGGCACUGACAAUGAAUCAUGUACACAGCUUCUGUGUAUUUGAACACACCAUCUUCCCUUCUGAGUAUCUCAGCAGCCAUCUGGAGGCCAGACUCAACAGAGCCAUUGUGUGGCUGGCUGGCUACAAUGCCACAACCCAGGAGAUCGCCAGGCCUUCUGAGCUCUUGGUAGGAGUCAAAGCGUACAUCGGUUUCAUAAAGUCACUGGCCCAGUUUUUGGGUGCAGAUGUGUCCAGAGUCAUCCGCAACGCCCUCCUGCAGCAGACGCAGCCACUGGACUCAUGUGGGGAACAGACUAUCACCACUCUGUACACAAAUUGGUACCUAGAAAGUCUGCUUAGACAGGCGAGCAGUGGGACCAUUAUCCUCUCACCAGCCAUGCAGGCCUUCAUCAGCCUCCCCAGAGACGGGGAGCAGAACUUCAGCGCAGAGGAGUUCUCUGACAUCUCUGAGUUGCGGGCUUUGGCUGAACUCCUGGGCCCCUAUGGCAUGAAGUUCCUGAGUGAAAACCUGAUGUGGCAUGUGACCUCUCAGAUCGUGGAGCUGAAGAAGCUGGUGGUGGAAAACAUGGAUGUGCUUGUUCAGAUCAGAUCCAACUUUAGCAAGGCAGACUUGAUGGCUUCUCUGCUUCCCCAGCUGAUGGGGGCUGAUAAUGUACUGAAGCGUAUGACCAUCAUUGGAGUUAUCCUCAGUUUUAGGGCCAUGGCCCAAGAGGGACUUCGGGAGGUUUUCUCCUCCCACUGCCCAUUUCUUAUGGGUCCCAUUGAAUGCCUGAAGGAGUUUGUCACCCCAGACACAGAUAUCAAGGUGACCCUGAGUGUCUUUGAGCUAGCAUCUGCUGCAGGGGUGGGCUGUGACAUUGACCCAGCUCUGGUGGCUGCCAUUGCCAAUCUGAAAACUGAUACGUCAUCCCCUGAGGAAGAAUAUAAGGUGGCCUGCCUGCUCUUGAUCUUUCUUGCCGUUUCCCUCCCCCUUCUUGCCAUGGACCCAGCUUCCUUCUAUAGCAUUGAGAAGGAUGGUUACAGCAACAAUAUUCACUGCUUGACCAAAGCCAUCAUCCAGGUGUCUGCUGCCCUCUUCACCCUCUACAACAAGAACAUUGAAACUCACCUCAAGGAAUUUCUGGUGGUAGCUUCCGUCAGCCUCCUGCAGCUGGGCCAGGAGACUGACAAGCUUAAAACCAGAAAUCGGGAAUCCAUUUCUCUGCUUAUGCGCUUGGUGGUGGAGGAAUCCUCCUUCCUGACUCUGGACAUGCUGGAGUCCUGUUUCCCGUAUGUCCUGCUUCGAAAUGCCUAUCGGGAGGUAUCCCGGGCCUUCCACCUGAACCGAGUGUCGGCCAGUACCCACUGAAGGGCCCCUUGGACCUGCCUCAGCCCGCGCUGCAGUGGAAACUGUGGCUAUUUUCUCAAAGGGUGGGGUCGCUAGAGAGAGGAUCAGCCAGAGUUGGUGAAGAGGAAUAUGGGGGAACAGCCCAGGGCUGAGAUAUCAUAGACAAGUGGGGCCCACUGGGGCGGGGAGUGGAGGAUUUUUUAUGGAAAAAAUUUAGGGGAUUGGGGCCACGGGUAUGAAGUUUUACAAUGAAAAAAACUUGACACACAAGUAUGUUUUCUAUCUUCUGGGGACUAGAGCUUGAGCUCUGACUGGCAUGGGUCUUUUCGACCUUCAUCACUAUUCUAGGACAAUGCUGGCGGGCAGAGAUGAUCAAUCAUCAUAUUAAACCAUAAUGAGCCUAUAAUCCUCCCACUGGAGCUGCUUUUGUCUUCUGCACAUUCAUUAGGACGAUUAUCUCCUCUCUUCCUCCUCCAAAUGUGUUCAGCAAGCGUUCGGCCUGCCCCUACUGCAAAGUAGUAGCAAAGGAGCCCCUUUUUCCCUCGUGGGAGCUCUUGUAGGAGCCGUGAGUCUCUUCCUCUGCUUCCAGCUCUGCGGCCUGCAGGGGCAACGAGGAAGUGCUCUUGAGAGGUUUUCACUGCCCCAAACCCCCCCUCACCUGCCCUACCACACCUUGUAGGUAACCAGUUAAGUCCUCUCAUCUGUUGAACUUUAACCCUCCUGCUUUUCCUUGACAUCGCCACAACCCAGAGCAGAGGGUCAGUCUAGAUUAAUUGUAGGUCACAGGACAACUAAUUGGACCAGUGUCAUGUGAGUUUCCGUCACAUAGCAUUUGGGGGUAUUCUCCCCCCUGUUUGGAGGGACUAACUUAACCCAAAUCCCCUUGUCAUCCUGGGUACAGCUGUUGCUCCAGGCAGGAAUUUCUCUUCUAGAUCUUAAAUUUCAUAGACCUCAUUAGGUUACAGGGCCCUGAGAGUAGGUAUACUUGAGGGAGUACAAGCUGUUUCAGCUUCGCCCUUUUCUGCACUAAUUAGAAUUUCAAGUGUCACAAAGCCCAGGGCAUUCAAGAUAGCACUAAACUAGGUUUAGUUAACUCCGUGGCAGGAAACAGUGGCACCCAUCCAGCACUUCUGUGCACCCAGUGCCAGGGAGGACUGGAGCAACAGAUCAUGUAUGUCACAAGUCUAGAGUGGUUGGAAUGGGCAAAUAUAAUUAACUAAUUGAUUAAUUAGGGUCAUGUCUAUACUUCCAUGAUAAAAGGGAAGCGAUUUUUGGUUUUCAGCAAAUCCAUCGGAGUUCAUUAAAGCUAUUUGUUAGCUAUUUUUA